AUGCCUCCACAUGAGCGUCGUCAGCCUAUCGUUCAGGAAUGCCCAUCUGUCGCGAACUACGGUCCACUGCAGUUUCAGCAUGGCCCAACACCGCAACAAGUGGCAGCGAGACAGGUAAUUUCCAAGGAACUUCCGUCGUUCACGGGGGAUCCUAUCGAGUGGCCAAUGUUUAUUAGCAGUUAUAUGCAUUCAACGAGCGCGUGUGGGUAUACGGACUCCGAAAACCUACUGAGGCUUCAGCGGUGUCUCAAGGGUACGGCGAAAGAUGCAGUUAGCAGCCUUCUCUUACAUCCAACGUCCGUUCCGCAGAUCAUAUCGACAUUGCAAACCUUGUAUGGCCGACCGGAACAAAUAGUGAACAACAUGGUCUCCAAGGUGCGUAAUACUCCUGCUCCAAAACCAGAUCGAUUGGAUACGUGGGUCACCUUUGGGUUGAUGGUGCAGAACUUGUGCGGUCAUCUCAAAGCGGUUGGACUAGAGAACCAUCUGUCCAACCCCAUACUGUUGCAGGAGCUGGUGGAGAAACUGCCACCUACUGUGAAGUUUAACUGGGCACUUUAUCAACAAUGUCUACCUGUCGUGGAUCUCAGCAGUUUUGGAAACUAUAUGGAGAAGGUGGCCGCCGCCACAAGUAGCGUUGCCACGCCUCUGAUAAGCCAACCGAAGACGAGCAAGGAGGAUCGACCAAGGGGCAAGGAUAGAGUGUUCGUUAAUGCCCAUGCAGAAUUCAACCAAGAAGAUGACGAUCUAGGAGUACCAAUGGAUAGACAUCAACAGUUACACAUCGCAGCGAAGAAAGCCGAACCAGCAGCGACAUGUUUGUCUUGUGGCGGAGGAGGUCACCAGGUGGCGAACUGUUCAACAUUCAAAAAACUUUGCCUGGAUGACCGCUGGAAGGAAGUGAAGGAGAAGCAGCUCUGCAGCCGGUGUUUGACAGCACACAGCCGCUGGCCGUGUAGGGGAGAAGUCUGCGGAGUAAAUGGCUGCCAGAGACGCCACCAUCGAUUGCUCCAUUCCGAAUUGCCUAAAGAGGAGAAGAAUGCUAUUGUUACUGUCCAUCGUAAGCCGACGUCGUCAACAUUAUUCCGCGUGCUACCCGUAACACUCUACGGAAGAAAAGGACAAGUUAACACUUUCGCCUUUCUGGAUGAUGGUUCGUCCGUUACUAUGGUAGAUCAAUCGACUGCAGAAGCGCUUGGACUGGAAGGAAAUUCUGAAACCCUUUGCAUCCACUGGACUGGAGGAAUUCAGAAGAAACUAAGCGCCCAGCAAGUUGCAGUAGAACUUUCAGCAGUCGGCAGUGAUAAACGGUUCAAAGCAUCAGAGGUGUACAUUGUUGAAAAUCUGGGCCUGCCGAAACAAACAGUAGACUUUCAAGAAAUGGAACAGCGUUUCGCCUAUCUCAAGGGAUUACCGGUGAAAAGUUUUACAGCAGCUGUCCCUGGGUUGAUGAUCGGAUUGAACAAUAUCCACUUGUUGGCUACACUGAAGCUGCGUGAAGGUCGGAUCGGUGAACCAAUAGCAACCAAGACACGCAUUGGCUGGGCUGUGUAUGGAAGCGUACGUGGGGGAGUCGAUCAACUUCCGCACCGUCAAAUGCACAUUGAUGUACGACCCUCUAAUGAAGAAUUGCACUCCUAUGUCCAAGAGUUUUUUGCACUGGAGAGUCUGGGAAUCUCGGUGGUGCCGGAGGCAGAAACGGCGGAAAAUCAACGGGCUCGGCAGAUUCUGGAGGAAACGACAAAGCGCAUCGCAAGCGGAAGGUUUCAAACGGGUUUGCUCUGGAAGAACGACUUUAUUCAGUUUCCGGACAGCGAACCGAUGGCUAAAAAGCGGCUUAUGUGCCUCGAGAAACGGCUUUGCAAGGACCCGGAGUUGUACAAUACCGUUCGUCGACAGAUAGCGGAGAUGCAGGAGAAAGGCUAUACGCAUAAAGCAACCACCGAAGAAUUGGACAACUUCGAGCGUCGACGUUCCUGGUUCUUGCCACUAGGAGUAGUACUGAACCCUAACAAACCUGGAAAAGUGAGGCUCAUCUGGGACGCCGCAGCUAAGGUCAAAGGUGUUUCGCUAAAUACGGAGUUAUUGAGUGGUCCAGAUCUUCUCGCUCCGUUAUUGAGAGUAAUGUUCGGGUUCCGUGAGCGAGAAGUAGCUAUAUGCGCGGACAUUAUGGAGAUGUUCCACCAAGUAUUGAUUCAGGAAAACGAUCGCUGUGCUCAACUGUACAAGUGGAGAGACUCGCCGGAUUUGCCGAUGGAUACUAUGGUAAUGGACGUCGCAAUCUUCGGCGCUACAUGUUCUCCAGCGCAGUCGCAGUUUGUAAAAAAUAAGAAUGCCGAAGAACACAAAGCCGAGUAUCCCAGUGCUGCCGAAGCGAUCCAAAAGAAACAUUACGUCGAUGACUACUUGGACAGCCUGGAUACCGCCAAAGAAGCAACGGAGUUAGCACUGGAAGUGGCACACGUUCACGUCGCCGGCGGUUUCACUAUUCGAAACUGGAUCUCGAACAAUCACAGCGUACUGGAGCGAAUAGGUGAAACGAAUCCAACAACGGUCAAAAGUUUCACGGGAGAAGGUCAAGCUGAACGUCUACUUGGAAUUGUCUGGCUGCCGGAGGAAGAUGUUUUCAUGUUUGCACUAAGCUUUCGUCAAGAUAUCCGCAUCCUGAUUGAAGGUGUAUUGGUGCCAUCAAAGCGAGAAAUGCUACGAGUGGUGAUGAGUGUCUACGAUCCCCUAGGACUUGUUGCGGCAUUCGUGAUCCACGGAAAGGUUCUUAUCCAAGACGUUUGGAGAGCAGGCGUUGACUGGGAUCAGAGAGUUCCUCAAGACAUAUUCAAUAGAUGGAAGUUGUGGUUAGAAACUCUUUUGAAGAUGAGUGAAAUAAGGAUUCUCCGCUGUUAUUUCCCAGGGUAUGAUCCGGAUAGCUAUCGCUCGCUGCAGUUACACAUAUUCGUAGAUGCUAGUGAACAGGCCUUUGCUGCCUGUGCAUAUUUCCGUAUUGUCGACAGAGGGAGAGUUCGCUGCUGCUUGGUUGCGUCGAAAACUAAGGUAGCACCACUUAAGCCGCUAUCAAUCCCGCGACUAGAGCUAAUGGCAGCGGUGAUAGGAGCUCGCUUGAAGAGGACAAUCAUUGAAAAUCAUUCUCUGGAUAUUCAGCAUACGUUUUUUCAUAGUGAUGCCGGAACUGUUCUCUCAUGGAUCCAGACCGAUCCACGUCGGUAUCGUCAAUUUGUGGCGUUUCGCGUCAGCGAAAUUUUAAGCUUGACAUCUGUUGAGGAAUGGCGGUGGGUUCCAACUAAGCUCAACGUCGCUGAUGAGGCCACGAAGUGGGGAAGAGGUCCAUCGUUCGAACCCGGCAGCAGAAUUUUAGUUGGACCACAGUUCUUGUAUGACGAUCAAGGUGAAUGGCCCAAGAAUUGCCGAUCCGAGGUCAAAAUCACCGAUGAAGAGCUCCGGCCAGCGUACAUUUUCAGUCAUUUUCUAGCGAAACCGCUGGUGGAAUUCAACAAAUUCUCCAAAUGGGAGCGACUGCUGCGGUGCGUCGCUUACGUACAUCGUUUUGUGGAAAAUUUGAAGCAGCGCUACAGAAAGGAGCCUGGAACGGAAGGAGGACUAACGAAGCACGAGUUGCAGCGAGCAGAGCUUACACUAUGGAAGUUAGUGCAGUCUGACGCGUAUCCGGAUGAAGUAGCUACGUUGAGGUACAACACUCGAGCCAACAAGCAGCGCCUGGAAAGGCUGGAGAAACGCAGCCUUCUUGCAAAACUGUCGCCGAUGAUGGACGAGGACGGAAUUAUUCGUAUAGAUGGACGCACAGCUCACAGUGACUACGUAACCCACGACGCGAAGUAUCCAAUCAUUUUAGCGAAAGAUCAUACCAUUACAACACUUCUUCUGGAUUGGUAUCACCGCAAGUUUCGUCAUGCUAACAACGAAACCGUGGUCAACGAGGUUCGCCAGAGAUUCCAUGUUCCAAGCGUGAGGAGUCAGGUUCGUGCGACGAGGAAGCGGUGUACGUGGUGUCAAGUAUACAAAACCUUUCCUGUGCCACCGAAAAUGGGACCAUUACCACAAGCGAGGCUCACACCGUUCAAGCGGACCUUCACCUAUUCCGGAAUCGAUUAUUUCGGACCAUAUUAUGUCAAAGUUGGGCGUUCUGCGGCGAAAAGGUGGGUCGCUCUAUUUACUUGCUUGGUCACACGAGCGAUUCACUUGGAGGUGGUGAGUAGUUUGUCGACGGACUCGUGCAAGAAGGCGAUACGGAGGUUCAUCGCGCGCAGAGGGGCCCCCGUUGAAAUUUAUUCGGACCGAGGGACCAACUUCAUCGGGGCUAGUCGUGAGUUAACCAAGGAGAUUAAACGUAUCAACGUAGAACUCAGCAGUACCUUCACAGAUCAGCAAACGCAGUGGACAUUCAACCCACCGGCUGCUCCGCACAUGGGGGGGUGUUGGGAAAGAAUGGUUCGGUCAGUUAAAGUGGCUCUGGGUGUACUACCUUUCGAACGGAAACUCGACGAAGAAUCCUUGGCAACAUUCCUUGCAGAAGCCGAGCACAUGAUCAACUCGCGACCAUUAACGUUCGUACCAAUCGAGAGCGACGAUCAUGAGUCACUAACGCCGAACCAUUUCCUGUUGCUGAACUCGAGUGGUGUGAAGCAAGCGGAAAAGACACCGGUGGACGUGGGCAUGGCGUUAAAGGGAAGUUGGAAUAAAAUUCAACACACUCUGGACAACUUCUGGCGGCGCUGGUUGAAGGAGUACUUGCCGACUAUAACUCGGCGAACUAAAUGGUUCCACGACGUUCGUCAUAUCAGAGAGGGUGACUUGGUGGUAAUUGCGGAUGAGGGGGUGAGAAAUCGGUGGCUCAGGGGUCGUGUGGUAAGGACAUAUCCGGGAAGAGACGGCGUACCACGGCGUGCAGAUGUACGAACUUCAGACGGAUCGGUGAUGCGGGAUCGACUAGUAAUUAAAUUGGCCCUACUAGAGAUUUCUGCCAGAAAUGACGCCGAACCGGAAGUUCUAGCGACACGUGGGGGAGAAUGUUGCGGACCCCUCGACUCUGCAGCGAUGUAA
Molecule: messenger RNA, 5073 nt
Organism: Aedes albopictus (Asian tiger mosquito)
Lineage: Eukaryota; Metazoa; Arthropoda; Insecta; Diptera; Culicidae
Exons: 1
Coding region: 1-5073 (1690 amino acids)
Biological process (GO): DNA integration
Molecular function (GO): nucleic acid binding
Source: RefSeq, a predicted model, not a curated record